GUGUGUGCAGCCAUUGGCCUCUUGGUUCAUAGAUUGCCAGAAUAUGAAUGGAGCAGCAACUGCCUUUCCAGCUUGAUUGUUGUCACCAUUUUUACAGUGAGAAUUCCCUUGUUAGCGAGCUCAUUUCAUUAGUCCAUUUGAUAAUGUAUGCACUCAAUAUCACGGCCAUCCGAAAUGCCCAAAAUCCACUCAACAUCAAGGUCCCGCAAUCACUAGUUAACCACCUCCUCCACCUCUAGCGGGGAGUCCAAUAAAGGCAAUGCCCAGGAGGGUAGAUUCGUUAUUAAAUAACCAAACUUAGGACAAAAUCGUCAUUUGAAGUCACCAACAAAAAUUAAAAGAAAAAAGCUGUCUCUCUAGGAGUCUAAGUAGUGUUUUCGUCCUCUCUGGAACGACACAAUCUCUCUCUCUCUCUCUUCACGAUUCUUUCAUUAGAAAAUAAAAAUAUUGUUGAAAAAAAAACGACGUCCAAAAAGUUUACCCCGAACUCAAAACCCUAGGGCUUUCAAUCUCCUGGAUUUCCCUCGAUUUUUUUCUUUUAAUCUUCCAAAUCUCUUUUCUUCUAUGGAUGCCGAGGAAGAAGAGCCUCUCCUCGUCCCCAACGUUGAGUCUUCUCUUCGAUUGGAAGGUGAUGCUCUGACUACGGCUGCGGCCUCCCAGAUACAGCAUGAAAAGACUGAGUCACAACAAUGCGAGCUCGAGACCGUUGCCGAGUUUGACGAGUCGGAACCACCAGCAUCGUCCGCCGGAUUUCCUGUUGCUGAAAAGAAGAAAGAAGGUGACGGCAAGGGAGUCGUUGAUGUGGAGGUUGUUCCGGAGGCGGCGGUUGGUGACGAAGAGGGCGGCGAGGAUUUGAUCUUUGGAGAGAAGAAGCACGAGAUGUUGGAUGCUGGUGAUGGAAUAAAAGCUUCAUCUCCGACUGAUGGUAAUGAGGAAGGUGAGGACUUGGCUGACAGAGGGGAGAGCGACGUGGCAGAGGUGGAGGAGAAAUCUGACAUGGUGGAGGAUACGACAGUGGAUGGUGUGAUGGAGGAAAUGGAGAGGGCUAACGUCUCCAAUGAAAGAGGAACAGCGGAAGGGAUGAAGGUGCCUUUGGCGAAGCAAACAGUUACUGAGUUGCCUGAGGAAGCGGGAAAUUUGGAGGAAAGAGGAAUUGUCGAGGCAGCAGAGGUGGCUAAUGUAACAGAGCAAACUAUGGUUAUCGAGGAAACAGUCGUGGCUGACGUGAUGGAGAAAACCGGAAUUACGAAGGAAAGAGAGGUGGCUGACGUGGCUGUGGAAAGGGAAAUGCUGGAGGAGAAACUCGUUGUUGAUGUUACGGAAGAAACAGGGGUUAUUGACAUGGUUGCGAAAAGGGGGUUGCCGGAUGAUAAAAUGGAGGUUAAUUUGGCAGACCAAAAAGGAGUUCUGGAAGAAACAAGAGUGAUUGAAAUGAUUGACAAAAGCGAAAUUUUGGAAGAAAAAUUGGUGGCUAAUGUGUCUGAGCAAACUGGAAAUUUGGAGGAUUCUAAUGCAGUGAGGGAUUCAGGUAUGGAUAUGGCUGAGGUGGCGAAGGACAUAGUGAUGGAAGAGGGAUCAGAGAAGGCAGAAGAUACAGAGACAGGAACUGUAGUAGAGAAUGUUGAGAAAGCAGAACGGACAGAGGCAGAGAUGGGAGAUGCGGCAGAGGGGAUGGAGGCAGCAGCGGACACUGAGAUGCUUGACAUCACGGAAGAAGUAGAAACGGAGGCAGCAGAGGGGACGGAAGAUACAGAGGAGGUAGAAGAUGCUAGUAAAGCCAGCGGUGGCAAGCGGAAGCGGGGAAAGAGUUUGAAUUCUAAGGUUCUGGCAAGAGCUCCAUCAAGGAAGAAGGUGGAAGAGGAUGUCUGUUUCAUUUGCUUUGAUGGUGGUGACCUUGUGCUUUGUGACCGCAGGGGUUGCCCUAAGGCUUACCACACUUCUUGUGUUGGUCGAGAUGAGGCAUUCUUUCGAGCAAAGGGUAAAUGGAAUUGUGGUUGGCAUCUGUGCAGCAACUGUAAGAAGAAUGCCUAUUAUAUGUGUUACACAUGUACCUUUUCGUUAUGCAAGGGAUGCAUCAAAGAUGCUGUAAUCCUAUGUGUUAGGGGUAACAAAGGCCUCUGUGAGUCAUGCAUGAAUCUCGUCAUGUUGAUUGAGAGGAAUGAACAGGCACAAGUAGAUUUUGAUGAUAAAAGUAGCUGGGAAUAUCUAUUCAAGGACUAUUGGAUUGAUUUAAAAGGGAGAUUAUCAAUAACUUCAGAUGAACUUGCUCAGUCUAAAAAUCCUUGGAAAGGAUCUGAAUAUCGUUCUGCUAAAAAGGAAUCACCUAAUGAACCUUAUGGUUUUAAUGAUGGUGGAGGGUCUGGCUCGGAUAGUUCUUCUGGGAAUGCGGAAGUAACUGUUUCUAAGCGAAGAAAGACUAGGAGUCAAACAAAGUCAUGGAAAAGGGGGGGUGAUUUACCAAACACUGUGACAGCUAGGGGUGAAGGGGCAUCUACAGAUGAAAGUGCUGAGUGGGCGUCAAAAGAGCUCUUGGAAGUUGUCAUGCACAUGAGAAAUGGCGACAAAUCUGUUUUAUCUCGAAUGGAACUAAGUCAACUUAUUCUGGAUUACAUUCAAAAGCACAAACUUCGAGAUCAUCAAAGUAAGUCUUAUGUCAUUUGUGACUUGAGGCUUAAGAAUCUGUUUGGGAAAGCCAGAGUGGGGCAUAUUGAAAUGUUAAAUCUUCUUGACCCUCACAUUCUUUUCACAAAGGAGGAUUCUCAGACAGAUGAUCUUCAAGGGAGUGUUGUUGAUGCUGAAGUUAAUCAACUAGAGGCUGAUUGGAACUCUGAUGCUUUUACAAAGACUGUGAAAGAUAAGAAACGUAAAACACGUAAAAAGGGUGAUGCCAGGGGACUUAAAUCAAAUUUAGAUGAUUAUGCUGCCAUCGACAUGCAUAAUAUCAAUCUAAUUUAUUUACGACGAAAUUUGGUGGAGGAUUUGAUUGAAGAUACUGAAACAUUCCAUGACAAGGUUGUUGGUUCUUUUGUGAGAUUAAGAAUAUCUGGUGCUGGUCAAAAGCAAGAUUUGUAUAGGCUAGUGCAAGUUAUUGGUACAAGCAAAGUUGCUGAACCUUAUAGAGUUGGCAAAAGAACAACUGAUUUUCUACUAGAGAUUUUAAAUUUAAAUAAGACAGAGGUCAUAUCAAUUGAUAUUAUAUCAAAUCAAGAGUUCACUGAGGAUGAAUGCAAGCGCCUUCGCCAGAGCAUAAAGUGUGGACUUAUCAACCGGCUGACUGUGGCGGAUAUACAGGACAAGGCCAUGGCAAUCCAGGCAGUCAGAGUCAAAGAUUGGUUGGAAUCAGAGAUAAUGCGUCUGAGUCAUCUUCGUGAUCGAGCCAGUGAAAAAGGACGUAGAAAGGAGCUUAGAGAAUGUGUAGAGAAAUUGCAGAUUUUAAAGACACCUGAGGAGCGACAGCGUAGAUUAGAGGAAAUUCCCGUGAUACAUGUAGACCCCAACAUGGAUCCUAGUUACGAAUCUGAAGAAGAUGAAGGAGAAGAUGAUAAGAGACAAGAUAACUUUAUGAGGCCAAGAAGUGGUGGCUUUAGCAGGAGAGGGAGGGAGCCAAUUUCUCCUCGGAAGGGAGGUUUCAAUUCAAGUGAUUCUUGGAGUGGCACUAGGAAUAAUUCCAGCAUGCAUCGGGAAUUAAGCAGGAACCUAUCUAAUAAAGGAUUUACGAGCAAAGGGGAUGAUUCCAUUGGAGCUAGUGAAAUCGGGAAUGAAAAUUUAUGGAACCUAGGACGGGAGAGAGAAACACAACAACCAAACAGCUGGGACAAGCCAAAAACUGCUUCUAGUUUGGAAAUCGGCACAAGGAAUACUCGUAAUAUUGUAGUACAGGAACCGUCUGCGAAGGUUGUAUCAGAAAUUUCAGCUAUACCUCUGUCUGCAGGAGUAACCACUGCCGUCCAAAUUAAUGAGACAGAGAAAAUUUGGCAUUACCAGGAUCCAUCUGGCAAGGUUCAAGGACCAUUUUCAAUGGUGCAGCUGCAGAAAUGGAGUAACACUGGAUAUUUCCCUGCUGAAUUAAAAAUUUGGAGAACUAAUGAGAAGCAAGAUGAUUCUAUACUUUUGACUGAUGCCUUGGCUGGAAAGUUUCAGAAAGACUCUCCGGUAGCCGAUAAUAGCUUUCCAAAUUCUCAAAUGGCCAUUUAUGGGAAUUCUCUUGGAGCAACCUUGAAGCAAGGAAUGGAAAGCCAAGUUGGAGAAAGAUCAAGGUUUGAUCAGAAUCAUGUAGCUUGGAGUCCUCAGCGUUCAUUAGGCACGUCUGGCCAAUCUGCCCGAGGAAGUUGGAAAUCUCAAACAGAAGUCAGUUCUUCCACUGUCGGACCUGCUCCAUCUUCACUAGAGAUCCCAAGGUAUUCUCGAGAUACAUGGGGCUCCAACACAAAUCUACCUUCUCCCACUCCAAACCAAAAUCCCACUGGUGGGACUAAGGCACAAGCUAAUGAAAGCAAACAGUCACCUACUCCUGUUCAGUCAUCGGGUUCUCUUACAGUGGCUAAUCCAUUCCAAGGAGGAUCCACAGGGCUGCAACCUCCCAUUGUUGUUUCAGAGAGUGGGAGUCCAGCUGCUCCUAUAGUGCAUUCUCAUAUGAUGGUGUCAGGUGAAUCACACAGGACACAGGUCAAUGCUCAAGCUUCAAUUAAUUUAGGUGCUGAUAUGAAAAAUGCAGGUGUAUCUCUUCAGAAUUUGGUUCAAUCUGUGACUGCUCAUAAUCCUUCUGUUGAUACUCAUGGAUGGGGUUCUGGCUCAGUCUCAAGGCAAGAAGCAGUUGCUGCAUCCUCUAUACCUGCAACUGGAAAUCAAGCAUGGAGAAAUGCUUCAGCUCAGAAGCUAGAGCCAAAUCCCUCACUUGCCAUGCUUGCUCAACCUGCUGCUUAUGGUCACUGGAAUGACACGUCACAAUCUGGUCAAAAUUCUGCUCCUUUCGGCACAGGAAAUCCUGCUGUGGUUUUUCCUACUCCUAGCCAACCGAUUAUGCUGCCAUCGGAUUCUUGGAGGCCUACUGUUCCAGUUCAGUCAAAUCAUCAGCUUCCUGCUCCACCCAAUCUACCUUGGGGUGUGGCUGUUGCAGAUAACCAAGGUGCUGCCCUGAGACAGGCACCAGGAUAUCAGAACACUGGUUGGGGACCAAUGCCAGGGAAUCAAAACAUGGGAUGGGGUGCACCUCUCCCUGCAACUACAAAUGUUAACUGGGGAGCUUCUAGUCAGGGCUCUGCGUCUGUUAAUCAAAAUCCGAGUUGGGCUGCACCUAGCCAAGUACCAGUACCAGGGAAUGCAAAUUCAGGUUGGACUGCUCCUGGGAAUGCAAUGCAAGGGUGGGCACCACUUGGCCAAGGGCCUGCUGUUGUUAACGCAAGUUCUGGAUGGGUUGCAGCAGGGCAAGGCGCAGCGGCAUCCGGAAGUGCAAAUCCUGGUUAUGUGGCACCCUCCGGAAAUUCAGGCAUGUGGGGAAAUGAACAGAAUCUCAACGGAGACAAGUUCUCGAAUCAAACAGAUAGGGGCUCUCAGGGUGGUGAUUCUGGUUUUGGUGGGGUCAAACCUUGGAGCAGGCAGUCAUCAUUUGGCAGUGGAGGUGGGUCUUCAAGGUCGCCCUUUAAAGGGCAGAGAGUGUGCAAAUUCCAUGAAAAUGGGCACUGCAAGAAAGGAGCUUCGUGUGAUUAUAUGCACAACUAAAUUUUGGCAAAUUUAGAGCGGCUUAGAGUAGUUAUAUGUGUACAGUAAAAUUUCAUUUUGAAAAUUUCCUCACAUUAUAUUGUCUUUCGGAUGAUUUAUGCCUGUAAAAUCUUUUUCUUUUUCUUCUUCCAACGGAAUGUCGUCUUAAUUCUUCAGCUGAAUAAUUUAUUUCAUAUUCGAUAUCAGUUAAUGUGAUGAAGUCAUGUUUUGAUAACCCUUUAAAUUAGAAUUACUAAAUGUGGCUCAAACAGGUGAACUAUGGCCAUGACCUAUGGCCUCUGGGAGUGAUGGCUACUGCUAUCUGGGCUACCCGUUUAAGCAAAUGUGAAAUUUAUAAACUGAAGUUCCACAAGGAAGGUUCAAAUUUGCACUUCUUAAAUAAAAUAAAACUAAUUUAUAAAGAGGACAAACAGAAAUAAAUUCAAG
This is a messenger RNA of Durio zibethinus, 6144 nucleotides long. Its product is annotated as zinc finger CCCH domain-containing protein 19-like. NCBI's taxonomy places the organism in Eukaryota, Viridiplantae, Streptophyta, Magnoliopsida, Malvales, Malvaceae. The record is from RefSeq and is a predicted model, not a curated record. Gene Ontology annotation, molecular function: metal ion binding; protein binding; DNA binding.